AUGGGCCAGGCUGGCAGCGUCAAAGAAACGUUUCACGGGUGGAUUUGCGGCAGCGGUAUCGAAGAAGGGUCCGGCCCCGGUCGCCGUGUGGUGGCGGCGUCCGCGAGCCGCUCGCGGCCCAUGGAGCGGGCGAGCCUGAGGGCGACGUUUCGGCUGCGAUGCGCGGAGCGCAUCGCACCCAGUGAGCUCAGCAAGGACUGCCCGGUAAAGCUGGUAGUCUUUGACUUCGACGAGACCCUGACUCUGGCGACCUUCAUGACCGGCAACUGUGAGUAUGCAGAUGACGAGGAGAAGGACAUCGCCCGGGUGAUCAACUUCGAGACGCCCUGGGUCGAGGGCUCCCGAAUCGUGAAGCUCCAGAAGAUGCUUCAGGCAAUCAAGGAAGGUGCUGAUGGACGGCAAAGAUUCUUGACCGUCCUCACCAACAAUGGUAAGGGCGUGCAGGCAGUGAUCAACAUGCUCAAGAUCGCUGGUCUGGAUGCGUACUUCAGUGCCGUAUGGACUAUGCCCUGGCGGCAGUACAUGCCUAACGGGGCCUACAAAGACACGAAGGGCCAGUGGAACUUGUUUGACCCGCCUUCGGACAAGGUGCGAAACCACAAGGCAGAUGUCCUCAAUCAUGUGACGAAGUAUCCCGAUGCAUGGUUUCCGCAGAUUGGCCAGGACAGCAGCUUCAAGGCCAUCGAAAGCCUGCAGAUGGGGAACAUCGUGUUAGUGGACGACCAGCGGGCCAACUUCCAAAGUCAGUUUGGUGCCAGCAUACUGCGCUACUGCAAGGUGGCACGCUACGAUGCAGACCUCUACUACGACAUGCGCAUGGUCAAGAACAUGGGAGGCAUUGGUGCCCACCAUGACGCGGACUAUGACACGCUGAAGCGGUUCGUGGAGGACCCAUGGAUGUGCAAAGAGACCCUCCAAAUCCGAUGCCAGGAGCGGGACUUUCGGGGUUGGGAGACUCAGCCGCCAGUGAAGCUCGUCGUUUUUGACUUCGAUGAGACGCUGACGUUGGCUACCUUCAUGCCCCAGAGCAAGGCCAUUGCAACCAAGGUCGGCUGGACUCCAGCAGAGGCAGCUUUCAAAGACUGGAGCCAAGAAGACCUUGUGAAGUAUAACUUUGAAUCCCCGUGGUGCGAGGGAAGAGUACAGAAGCUCAAGGCAAUGUUCGAGGACAUCGAGAAAGAGCAGCGUGUGCUAGCCAUCCUCACUCAGAACGCCCACGGGGUGGUAGCUGUGCUGAACUUGCUGAAGCUGGCCAACUUGUCCGAGCACUUUAGUGCAAUUUGGUCCAUGUCGCCAGCACAGUCCGGCGAGUGUGACGGUGCCUUUUGGGAGAGCGGCCGGUGGCACCUCUUUCAGACGCCUUGCUCACAAGUGCACAGGCACAAGGCAGACGUGUUGACCCAUGUCGCGGAGCACCCCUUGCGAUGGUUUCCGCAGAUGGGAGGAGGCGAUAGUAGUCCCGUGUCCGGCAUCCUCAGCAAACUCCAGCUUGAGAACAUCGUCCUUGUAGACGACGAGCGUGCCAACUUCCGAAGCGAAGCGACCAUGGCAGCUGCCAUGGUGUACAGGUACUGCAAGGUGGCCCGGUACGACGAGACUUAUCGUGACUGUGGUCUGCUGGAUCAGAUGGGUGGCAUAGGGGCUCAUAGUGAUGGGGACUAUGAGGAGCUCCGGAGUUUCCUCCGGCAGCCUUGGGACUAUCCAUACCCAACGCGUACGGAGAUGUCCCCGAUGAAGAAGAAUGCUUCAAGUGGCAUCAGCUUCUCACAAGAUGGACAAGCUGAGAGCAGCAAGGCGAAGAUCGAGCUAGUGCGCUGCAACGAGGAUGAGCCAGAGACCACGCAGAAGGCGCCGCGCCACAGGAUCGGCUUCUGA
Molecule: messenger RNA, 1875 nt
Organism: Symbiodinium natans
Lineage: Eukaryota; Dinophyceae; Suessiales; Symbiodiniaceae
Source: the annotation of a GenBank genome assembly